Branchiostoma floridae (Florida lancelet) is the source of this 2771-nucleotide messenger RNA. Its product is annotated as low-density lipoprotein receptor-related protein-like. NCBI's taxonomy places the organism in Eukaryota, Metazoa, Chordata, Leptocardii, Amphioxiformes, Branchiostomatidae. The record is from RefSeq and is a predicted model, not a curated record. The transcript is spliced from 14 exons. Gene Ontology annotation, biological process: immune response. Gene Ontology annotation, molecular function: calcium ion binding; tumor necrosis factor receptor binding. Gene Ontology annotation, cellular component: membrane. Bases 121 to 1800 code for a protein of 559 amino acids.
CGGCCUCGGUGCGGGGACCCAUACAUGGCCUUUCGUACCUAGUAUAGCAACUCGGUACAGUUGCAAGGCCUGUUUGCUUGUCUCAGUUCUAAUGGCGGUUUGAAGCUGAUCAACACCAAUAUGGAUAAACACAGCGGCGAUGGGACUUACAGAAUCCAAACGCGACAUGGUGACACAAGACGUCUACAGCUAGCUCUAGCUGGCACUGUUUGCCUGUUUGUGUGUUCCCUCCUUAUGAACGUUCUUGUCUACGUUCGUUUGACGGCGGCCAUUACAGACCUGUCGCGCAGACUCGAAGAGGUGGAAGGCAGGCAGGAUUCACAUCGAUCUUCUGUCUAUCCUGAUAGGCUAGCCUCUAACGCUCCGGAUGUCGUGACCGCUAAAGGGCAAGGCAGUAUGCAAGGCACCGCUGACAAUCAGUCUCUGACUCAUUUCGCACUGCGGUCUCGGCAAAGUGGACCAAUGAGAAAGAGGAGUGCGCGCACGAUAUGUCACUCUAACGAGUACGAGUGUCAGAAUGGCGACUGCAUUUACUCCCGCUGGCAGUGCGAUGGCGAUAACGACUGUACAGACGACUCCGACGAAUAUCCUUUAAACGAAAAGUGCAUCCCACUCUACAGUACCUACAGGUGUAGGAAUGGCAAAGCAAUUCCCUCAAAAUUUCAGUGCGAUGGUGGUAACGACUGCCGGGACGGUUCGGACGAAUAUCCUUUGAAUGAAGAGUGCCAUCCGGCCUAUUGGUGUAAAAAUGGCAGACAAAUUCCCUCAAACUGGCAGUGCGAUGGCGAUGACGACUGCCAUGACAGCUCGGACGAAUAUCCUUUGAAUGAAGAGUGCCAUUUGUGUAAAAAUGGCAGAGAAAUUCCCUCAAAGUGGCAGUGCGAUGGCGAUAACGACUGCCAUGACGGCUCGGACGAAUAUCCCUUGAAUGAGGAAUGUAAUCCUUGUGAAACCCACCAGUGCCAGAACAACGCCACCUGCAAGGCCACAGAAGAUGGCUACACCUGUAUUUGUACCGAAGGCUGGUGUGGAGAGUAUUGCCAACACAAAAUAGAUCCUUGUGAAACUCACCAGUGCCAGAACAACGCCACCUGUCACACUACAGAAGAUGGAUACAUCUGCAAUUGUACCGAUGACUGGCGUGGAGAGUAUUGCCAACACAAAAUAGACCCUUGUGAAUCACACCAGUGCCAGAACAGCGCCACCUGCCGCGCUAAUAAAGAUGGCUAUAAAUGUAGUUGUACAAAAGGUUGGAGGGGAAAGUAUUGCCAAAGAAAGCGUGUGCGACAAGAACAACGGGGGAUGCGUCAGGAGAGAAACUAUGGACUGGGCACAUUGCUGUCGGUGCACAUUCAAGCCAGAACGGACACAACGGAAUCGGCCGGAGCUAUACCAGUAACCGGUAACUUUACCCAGUGGGAGGACAUCACAGAGACAAGGUUCGGGCUGCAGAAUGGACAGCUGGAGAUUAAAGAGUCGGGAAAGUACUUCAUUUAUGGCCAGGUUUUCUUCGACAAAGAUGAGAAAGAUGAAAAGGCCAGAUAUUCCAUCAAAAAGGGAGGAGAAGUGAAGCUGACCUGUGAGGCACCCCUGAUCGGGUUCCCGCCCCAUCUAACGUGUUACACCGCCGGUGUGCUAGACUUACAGCGUGGGGACAUACUGGUCCUUUACGUGUACGGUAAAGACAGCUGGAUCAUCACAGCCGAAGACGCCACGUUUUGGGGCGCUAUCAAGCUGUCCAUUGGUCUGCCAAAAGAGGAUAGGCCACGAAAGAGAGGACCUAAGAAAGGGAAAAGCUGAAAUAUUGAUCCAAUGGGUUGACAAAGUCUGUGCUUAUGAUUUCAAAUAACCCGAGAUCUGGAGUAUAACACUGAUGGAAACAUUGGGAUGAAACGCAACAGCAAACUUAACACCAGACAGGGAUGUGACCAUUCAUGUAAUUUUCUGGAACAUGAUUAAGAUGCAUUUACUCAAGCUGUUCAUUGGUUUUCCGAAAGAGGAAAGGCCAGGAAAGAGAGGAAAAGCUAAUUUAAAAGUAUUCAUCCAAUAGCUUGACAACGUUUGUGCUUAUGAUUACAAAUAAGCCGAGACCUGAAGUAAUAUUAAAGGAAAAGUUGGAAAAAAACUUCAGGCAAGCUUAACAGAUAGGGAUGUGAUAAUAUGAUAUCAAUCACCUAAUUCCCUGAUUAAGAUACCAUGUUUUCCCAUAGUACAAGUGAUAUUUUUCAGAUAUUACUACUUGUCUGAAAUGUAUUGUCUUAGUCAGCUGCAUAUAUAACUAGUGGAUGGUCUGUAUACUGAUCCCUGACUAAAAUCAACCGAGAAAAACGUGCACAAUAUACUUGACAAUGUUUUCCUUUCAUGAUGGAUAACUGUAUGUUUUGUGGGUACAUUGAAAGGUCAUUCUGUUUCUUCGGUAACCAUAAUAUUUUGUAUUUUGAAUGUGGGUGAAGAUUUGAAAAAAAAAACUUUCUUGUAACAUAACUUAACAAGAUUUAAGAAUAUUUUCACUCUGUAAUCCAUAUGUAAAUAGAGCGCAAUUUUUUUUGUUUACUAUGUAGUAUUGUGUAGUACUAUGUAGUAUUUUGUGUCUACAUUGUUUUGAAAGGAUAUUAGUUACCGUGUUUCAGUUGAAUCGUCAUAAGUUAUACCCAAUAAGGUCCCAAUAUGCAAUGUUUACAGCACUCAUUGUUUAUCGACCUCUCGUUUGAUAUAGAGGAGAAAAGUCCCAUACCUUUAUGUGUGACAAAUAAACUGGUUAUUUUAUUCAA